Messenger RNA from Cryptotermes secundus, 2606 nucleotides. RefSeq lists its product as uncharacterized. Bases 92 to 2500 code for a protein of 802 amino acids. Gene Ontology annotation, molecular function: serine-type endopeptidase inhibitor activity. The transcript is spliced from 16 exons. Lineage: Eukaryota; Metazoa; Arthropoda; Insecta; Blattodea; Kalotermitidae. The record is from RefSeq and is a predicted model, not a curated record.
GACGCACGGGGAUUCCCAGCGGUGGGCGAGCAGAUGAAACAUAUGCGUGCCGUGCAAACCUGCUCAUUCUAGAAACAAAGAACAACACGAGAUGUGGUCGGAAACUCUGUGUUUAAUACUCGGCGCGCUGUGCCUCUCGUACUCUCAGGAUGUCAACACACAAAUUGCCUACGCAAAUGACAUCUUUUCAAUGGAGCUCUUCAAGGCGGCGCUGAAAGAUGAUGCAGAGAACGUGGUGAUUUCUCCUGUGAGUGUGUCCACUUUGUUGGCCCUCGUUCAGCAGGGGUCAGGCGGCAGCACGGAGACUCAGCUGGAGGAGGUGUUGCAUCUCGACCCUGAGCAGUCUAGAGAUGGAUACAGUCAUCUCACGAGAAAUCUCAAGGAAUCUUCUGGAAAUGUGACCCUGGAAUUCGCCAACGGUGCAUUUCUCAAAGAAGGAUAUGAAGUAAAAUCUCAGUUCAAGAACGUCUUAGAACAAGACUUCCAAUCCACAGUUGAGUCUGUGCUAUUUUCUGACCCCCCUGCAGCUGCUGAAGAGAUAAAUUCAUGGGUUGCAGAUCACACACACAACAAAAUCCAGGACCUUCUGUCUCCAGCCUUGUUAGAUGCUUCAACCCGUUUGGUCUUGGUCAAUGCCAUCUACUUCAAGGGAUUUUGGAAGACACCUUUCCAAAAGAGGGAUACCAGAAGUGACAAUUUCUUUACUGAACCAAACACAGCAAAACAAGUUUCUACCAUGCAUCUGCAGUUUAAUUUCUUAACAGGAAAUCUUCUAGACUUGAAUUCACGAUGGCUGCAACUUCCAUUCCUGGGUGGUCGAUUUUAUAUGCUGAUAAUUCUACCCGACGAAAUCGAAGGCGUGGGGAAGUUGGCAGAGAGUCUCACUGGGCGUGACGUCACUGACCUCAUCAAUAAUUUGGAGAACAGUGGCUCUUCACCGGUGGUCAAUCUGACUCUACCAAAGUUCAAGUUGCAGACAACGUUACAACUUGGUCCCACUUUGCAAAAGAUUGGUCUGACUGACUUGUUCACUGACCGAGCAAAUCUGACUGGGAUCUCGGAGGAGCCUGUAGCUGUGUCUCAAGUGAUCCAUAAGGCAGAGAUUGAAGUGGAUGAAGACGGAGCAACAGCCGCUGCAGUAACAGCCAUACAUGCUAACGCUCUUUUUGCAUCACUGGCGCCUCCUCCUCUACUUGUGUUCAGAGUGGAUCAUCCCUUCAUCGCAUUCGUCGUGGACGAUCUCAACAAGCUGCCGCUAUUCGCUUGCAGAGUCACCGAUCCCACGGCUUCGUCACCAAGUCUGUAUUUAUUGCUGUGCACAUCGUGGCUCUCACGAGCUCAAGAGUCAAGCACCGCUGUCAGCAAUCGGGUCGCCGAAGCAACAUACCUCUUUUCAGUGGACCUAUUCAAGGCGGCACUGAAGGCUGAUGCGGGGAACGUGGUGAUUUCUCCUGUCAGUGUGUCCACUUUGUUGGCCCUCGUUCAGCAGGGGUCAGGCGGCAACACGGCGACUCAGCUGGAGGAAGUGUUGCAUCUCGACCCUGAGCAGUCUCGAGAUGGAUACAGUCAUCUCACGAGAAAUCUCAAGGUACUUGCUGGAAAUGAGUCUCUCGAAUUUGCCAACGGUGCAUUUCUGAAUGAAGGAUACCAAGUAAAAUCCGGGUUCCGGAAGGUCCUGGAAGAAGACUUCCUGUCCUCAGUUGAGACUGUGCAGUUUUCAAAUUCUGCGGCAGCCGCUGGAGAGAUAAACUCUUGGGUUUCAAAUCACACACACGGCAAAAUCCCAAAUCUUGUUUCUCCAGAUUCACUAGACAGCCUUACACGUUUAGUACUGGUUAAUGCCAUUUACUUCAAGAAUUUCUGGAAGACAUCUUUUCUGAAGAAUGAGACGAGAGAUGACGAUUUCUUCAUUAGACCCAAUACAUCAAAGAAAGUUCCAACUAUGCAUCUUAAGAAAAAAUUGCUAACAGGCUCUCUUGAAAGUUUGAAUUCACGAUGGUUGCAACUUCCGUUUCAGGGUAAUCGAUUUUAUCUGCUGAUAAUUCUGCCGAACGAGAAGGACGGCGUAGAGAACUUGGUGAACAGCAUCACUGGACCUGAGAUCUCUGACCUCAUUGAGAACUUAGAGGAUCGCGGUUAUUCACCGGAAGUUCAGCUGUCUUUGCCGAAGUUCAAGCUGCAAACAACGUUGGAGCUCGGCCCCGCAUUGAAAAAGAUUGGUCUGACUGACAUAUUCACUGACCGAGCAAAUCUGACUGGGAUCUCGGAGGAGCCUGUAGCUGUGUCACAAGUGAUCCAGAAGGCAGAGAUUGAAGUAGAUGAGGACGGAGCAACAGCCGCUGCAGCAACAGCUGUAAUUGGUGUCCUUAUUACUGCUGUGGGUGUGAAACCUGUUCCAGUAGUGUUCAAUGUGGAUCGCCCGUUCCUCGCAUUCAUCGUGGACAGUUUCAAUAAACUGCCCCUCUUCGCUAGCAGAGUGAUCGAUCCUACGACUUCGUAACUAUCACCUGGUUAUAGUUCUCGGGCAGCGGGACACAAGUUCAGUUGUAGGGGCAUAUAUUUUUUGGGUUAUUAUAAAAUUUUGAAAUAAAUCUGCAUUUAAAAUA